Oncorhynchus mykiss (rainbow trout) is the source of this 2615-nucleotide messenger RNA. RefSeq lists its product as uncharacterized. NCBI's taxonomy places the organism in Eukaryota, Metazoa, Chordata, Actinopteri, Salmoniformes, Salmonidae. The record is from RefSeq and is a predicted model, not a curated record.
GAACUGUCUAUUUUAUUGUCACCUAGCUAACGACUGUAGUUAGCAGGUGCGUCGCAUUAUAAAUAGUUUGCAUAGCUAACAGUUAGCUACGUAAUGAGUCAACUAGCUACAGCUGGGCUGGCUGUAGUACAUCAACUAUCAAGUCGUUUUUAUUCGUGUACAUUUAUGCCACGUUCACAAGCUAGUCGGAACUAGGAAACUCGGAAAUGUCCAACUUGCAAAUUAGUGUGAACGCGGCAUAUAUUUAUUGACACGCUUUCUCUAAACAUUGACACGCAUCGCUUAUUCUUUCAGCCAGCUGUAGACGUGGAAAGAUGCGGGGCAUAGACAUCCUGGAGAACUUUGAGAUCUACAUCCCCAAAGAGGCAGAGGUGAAAAUCACCUCUAUUCUGACUCUGCCAACCUCCAUCUUGAGAAGGAUGGGAGUGCCCCACUCUCAGGGUGGCAGUGCAAAGAGAGUUUCCUCGCCUUUGGCCACGUGGAUCUCGCCAGUGGUCAUCCGAGAGAGAGGCUGUUCACCGGCCAGCCCCACAGUGGAUACAGCCAAGAUUAACCUGACCUCAAUGGUGACCAAGGAACCCAAGGCAGCCCAGGGUCCCUUCUUGAUCCCAUUUGUCUCCUCCAGCUGCACGGCCUUCAAUGUCCUCAGGGAGUUCUUGCCCUCCAGACAGAACUUCCAGCAGGGUACUGCCACCCAGAUUGACCCACUCCCUCAUGGCCUGCCCCCUGUGCCCCACCAGGAUGCCAUCAUCAUCCACAAGGGGAGGAUCUUCCUGUCAAUCAAGAAAGCAAAGACUAUCAGAGGAAAGAGGCAGCACAGCCCUGACCUGAAUAACUUGUUGUCUUCCGAGGCCCCUCAGACCACACAGCAAGAACUGAUGUUCCUCUCACCUGCCAGGAAGAGCCAGAAGAAGUCCUGCCCCGCAUCUCCAAAGCCGUCUCCUAAAAAGCCCCAGGGGAAGUGGGCAUUGCUGCAGAGGUUCGGCCUGACCCACCAAGUCCAGGUGAAGUUGUCCAGAAUCCCCCAGGGGGACAUUGAGCCACAGCAGACUGCCGAACAGGGUCACUCAGCGGAAGAGGAUCAUAACACAGAGCAACCUGUUGGUGAAGUUUCCAGGGAGCUGUCCUUUAACACACAUGAUCAAGUCAUACGGAAGUUAUUGAACGCCAACAGGUUGUUAAAGGAGACACCUGGCAGAUGUCCUGAACAGGAGAUGGAGUUGGUGACUCAAGAGGAAAACAAGCCUUUGAAUGAGGAGACCCAAGAAUCAUUAUCAAAGACAGCAAAUCGGCACCCUUGCUCAAGCGAAGGCUUUCAGGGCAGAGGUGGGAUUACCAGUGAGACAGAUGAUGAUGCUGAGGAGGAGCCUGAGGAAGAGGGAUGUCACAAUUUGGGUAGUGUCAAACAACGACGAGUUGAGGACAAAGGUAAGAGUGGGGCAGAGGGCCAAGCCACCAAUGGGGAUGAGUCUGAGGUGGAAGAUCUCUCUGUUACGGCUGUUGCUUUGAGUGACAGCUUACCUCCACCAGAGGCCCUGAAUGCAGACCAAAGCAGUGAUACGGUUAUGCAAGUUGACUUCACGGGGGACAGUGUUCAGAGUUGGACGGCGGAGUGCCCAAUCAUACCCGCUCUAGCCACCACCCCCAAACAGCACCAUGGUUUUGACUUUGAGCAUUCGGCCCGUGAGGAGAGGAUCAACCGUAUCAGGGCCAAAUUGAGAGAGAGCGAGGCUGCCCUCAACAACCUGCGCUCUCCAAGUUGACUGUCUUCAAAGUGGGAAACAAUUAUUUCAAGGGCCCUCAGAUGUUGAAUGCCAUGAACGAUUAUUUCACACACUUUCAUUUUUUAAGCGCUGCUAGAACAUCCAUUCUGUAACUAUUAUUUAAAAAAAAUGUGGAACCCAUAAACUUCUCCACUCCUUAUCUUCCAAGACCUGUGAUCCAUCAUCUUUGAUGGGCAAAAAUAUUUUACGUUAGAAAUAACUCAAAUCUAAAUUCUAUAAUUUUAUUAGAAAAUUCAAAAGGACUUUUUACUUUUCGUUUGAUUAUAUCUGAUGUGAAAGCAGCGUUUGUUUGAUCAAACUUGCCCAGCUAUCGAAUUUGAAGAUUAGUUAUUAGAGUAGCAGUUAUUCUUUUAGGGUCGGAUUCAGACUUUUUUUUACACUUUUUGAUUUAUGCAGUUCUCAGUUGUUGGUAUUCAGAAUUGAUGGGCUUUACAGGUGUGGCUCCCUUGCACUCACUAAAUUUAUAUAAUUAAAAUACUGAAACCCCUCCCACUUGCUGGGCAACAGAUUUUCUUGUUGAGGAUUCAUUUAAAUACGGUGUACCUUUUUAAAGCUACAAUAUGUACAUUUUUGUGGCGACCAGACCAAAUUCUCAUAGAAAUUUGUUUUAUAGAUCUGUCAUUCUCAUUGAAAGUAAGUCUAAGAAGCAGUUCUGUGCGCCAUUUCUAUGCUUCCCGUUCGUAAGUUUAGAAUUUGCGUCUUUCGGUUUUGUACACCAGAUUCAAACCGCUGACAGCUGGUUUAGAUGGUACAAUGGUUUUCUACACCAAACAUUGCUUGUUUUGUCACAAUCUGAAAUAAAGAAAGCUUUAAAUUUUAGCAACCAUAAAA